This is a messenger RNA of Paramecium octaurelia, 528 nucleotides long. The record is from the annotation of a GenBank genome assembly. Lineage: Eukaryota; Ciliophora; Oligohymenophorea; Peniculida; Parameciidae.
AUGAGCAUCACACAAUCUUUUGAAGAAAGUCUUACUCUUCUCAAUAAAAAUAACGAGAGCUGUGAUACUCCUAUAUCAAGUUAGAGAAGAAUUAAUUGGAAAGUGGAGAUGAGGAAGAUGGUUUUGACAAAACUGCCCAUCAAAAAGCCCAGUCCUAGACUGUGUGAAUCAUCAAAGUCCAAAAAUAUACCUAAAAACAUUUCUAAAGUGAUCACUUAACAAAUACUGCGAGGAUACUAUAAUCACCUCAUCAGAUGUAAUCCCAAAACUUUCUACUCUUUCAUAAAGAAAAACAAAAAUAUAUAAAACCUAACUACCCUUCUUAAACUUAUCAAGCCGCAUAAAAAUUAAGAUGUCAACUCUUUGCAUGAAUGUUUUCGAAAUAUAUGGUAUUUAUUAUUUUUAAUUUCAAGUUGGUAUUUCUUGAAAAAACAAUACGUUGGCUACGUUUUUAACUCAAAAAUAAAAGACCCCCAAUGGCAUUUAUAAUACAGAAACGCCCUUCUAAAAAUAUGCAGAGAAUUUUGA